AUGGCGGAGGCAAGCCCGCGCUGCAUGAACGCCACCACGCUUGGUUGCCUGGGGACCAUUGCCUUCCUGUAUUUGGCCGUGACCCUCAACGUGAUCGUGCCCCACCUGGGCUACUCGGUGCAUGGCGCCAGCCACCUGCUCAUCUUCACUGCUCUCACCGCCCUGGCAACCGCCACCUACCUGCAGUGCGUGUACUGCGAUCCAGGCACCGUGCCGCCCGACUGGCAGCCGGACCCCGAGCAGCAGGCGGUGGCAGCGGUGUUGCAAGUCAAGCGCAGCGGCGGCGGCAGCCGGUUCUGCAAGAAGUGCCAGGCAUACAAGCCGCCCCGCACGCACCACUGCCGCCGCUGCGGCCGCUGCAUUCUGCGAAUGGACCAUCACUGCGUGUGGGUCAACAACUGCAUCGGCCAUCUCAACUACCGCGCUUUCCUCCUCAUGUGCGCCUACCUGGCAGCCGCCUGCCUGCACGCCCUGGCCCUGCUGCUCAGGAUGGACGCCCAUCUGGUGCAGGUUGCGCUGGGGUGGGACGAGGGCAGCCGGCUGCUGGCGGCAGCGGGCGGCGGCGGCGGCGGCGAAGCCAAGCGGCUCCCCGGCGGCGGCGGCGCUGAGGAGGCGCCGGCUGGCAGCGGCAUGGGCGGCAGGACGGGGUGGGAGGGCGCCUUCUGGCUGCACGGCACUGUGCAGGCGCUGGCCACGGCGCUGGCGCUGCCCGUAUCUGCCGGCCUGGUGGUGCUGCUGGUGUGGAAUGGGGUGCUGUUCCUGCGCAACCAGACCACAAUAGAGUACCACGAAGGGGUGGUGGCGCAAUACAUGGCCUCGGGCGGCGGCGGCAACGGCGGCGGCGGCGGCGGCGGCGGCGGCGGCGGCGGCAGACACCCCUUUGACCUGGGCUGGCACGACAACCUGCACAGCGUGUGCGGCGACAGCACCGCGUGCUGGCUGGUGCCGGGGCGUGCGGCGGCGCAGGGCGACGGCCUUUCCUUCCCCACCCCCUGGCACCUGCAGCAGCAGCGGGAGGCGUGGCGGCGGCGGCCGCGGGGCGCGGGCGCGGAAGGGGAGGAGGCGCUGCUGCUGGCGUCACCGCCGGGACCCCGAUUGCAGCCCCCCUGA
Molecule: messenger RNA, 1110 nt
Organism: Chlorella variabilis
Lineage: Eukaryota; Viridiplantae; Chlorophyta; Trebouxiophyceae; Chlorellales; Chlorellaceae
Exons: 8
Coding region: 1-1110 (369 amino acids)
Molecular function (GO): palmitoyltransferase activity
Source: RefSeq, a predicted model, not a curated record